This is a messenger RNA of Heterostelium album PN500, 678 nucleotides long. RefSeq lists its product as uncharacterized. The transcript has 5 exons. Gene Ontology annotation, cellular component: nuclear origin of replication recognition complex; nucleus. Gene Ontology annotation, biological process: DNA replication; DNA replication initiation. The coding region runs from base 1 to 678 and encodes 225 amino acids. Gene Ontology annotation, molecular function: DNA replication origin binding. The record is from RefSeq and is a predicted model, not a curated record. Lineage: Eukaryota; Evosea; Eumycetozoa; Acytosteliales; Acytosteliaceae.
AUGAUAGAUCUUGACAAUGAUAUUUUAAAUUGCCUUGAAUGUAUAACAGAACGUACUUCUUUUCAUUCUGUUCCACAAAAUUUAAUUGGAUUCGAUGAAUCUAUUACAUAUUUAAAUAAUAUAUUGAAUGAUUCAGUUCAGGAGAAAAAGAGUAAUAUCGUUCUGGUGACUGGUGCCAGUUCGAGUGUUGAGCAAAUGAUGUGUGUAUUUAAAAGUAUUGUAACGAUACCGGAAACUACCGACUAUUCGAAAGAAUGGAAUGUAAAAAUCAAUGAACUGUUUGAAGAUCAAGAAUUGAUAGAGAAUCUUAAUGAUUAUUUCGAUAUAAAUCAAAGUUUUCCAAAUCUUUUUAAAUUAAUAAUUCAAAGUUUAUAUAAUAUAGAUAAUGAUAGUAGAUUUUUAACAAAGCCAAUGAUAUUGGAGAGUAUCAAACAGAGUAAGAGAACUUGGUUACACGAUACUCUGAUGAUAUCGGAAUCCUUGGGAAAGCUAUCGUGUCUCGCUGGAAUUCAAACUCUAUUGAAAUACCGACUGAUCAAACAAGAAGGUACCAACUUUGGUGAGUUCAUUCAGUUCCGUCUAACACUUAUCGAUUUCCAAGAGUGUGAAACAGUGGUUAAAUCUAGAUCAGAUUGUCCAAACUCACUAAAGAACUAUAUUUGCUCAUGGUUACAAUAA